GCGAUUCAGAACCAAACAAUUUACACGGGCUUGAAGACUGUGUAAUGUCCCUGGUAGGAGUAUGGAGCGAUAUAACUUGCUCACUCGGGUUUUCCAUCGUUUGCGAGAAGAAAGCUACACCCACAGUCGAAACAAAGCAGUCGGUUUCGUCCACUGCCGCGGUCACAACAAAGCAACCGGUUUCCUCUUCAGCUAUUACCACAACAAAGCAGUCGGUUUCGUCCACAGCCGCGGUCACAACAAAGCAACCGGUUCCCUCUUCAGCCAUGACCACAACAAAGCAGACAGUAUUGUCGUCCACUGCCGCGGUCACAACAGAGCAACCGAUUUCUUCCACUGCCGCGGUUACAACGCAGCAGUCAUAUCCCUCAACAACCCCGCUAACAAUGGAGCUACCAGUUCUUUCCACAUCGGCCCCGAUGAAAGCGCAUCUGACGCAGGACAUAACUUCCAACACUGGAUACAUGAAGAAAGACACCAUACAUACAGGUUUUUGUCUGGUAAAUCACGUGGUCCAAGACAUCCAAUCAUCUUCUUUGAUCCGUUGCUUGUCCAGCUGUAUCAGGUUUCCUAGCUGUUCAUCAAUGAACGUCUUCGUGGGCCAAAGAAGAUGUCAGCUCAACAACUCAAACAGGACCACGUCAAGUUCAGACUUCAAGAGAGUAGAUAACUGUGAAUAUUUUGAGUACUUGCCGAAGUGACUAAAAUAAUGUCACUAAAAGAAGUUGCCAUAG
Messenger RNA from Strongylocentrotus purpuratus (purple sea urchin), 734 nucleotides. RefSeq lists its product as uncharacterized. The coding region runs from base 62 to 574 and encodes 170 amino acids. Lineage: Eukaryota; Metazoa; Echinodermata; Echinoidea; Camarodonta; Strongylocentrotidae. The record is from RefSeq and is a predicted model, not a curated record. The transcript has 2 exons.